Molecule: messenger RNA, 849 nt
Organism: Penicillium crustosum
Lineage: Eukaryota; Fungi; Ascomycota; Eurotiomycetes; Eurotiales; Aspergillaceae
Product: aldo/keto reductase family protein
Exons: 5
Coding region: 1-849 (282 amino acids)
Molecular function (GO): oxidoreductase activity
Source: RefSeq, a predicted model, not a curated record
AUGGCUCCUCUUUCGCUGCAGUCUACCUACAAGUUGGUCUCGGGCUACGAAAUCCCCGUCGUUGGAUUCGGAGUUUACCAAACUCCCUCCGAUGUCACCGAGAAAGUGACUCGCAAGGCCAUUGAGCUCGGAUACCGUCAUGUCGAUAGCGCUAAAGUUUACGGAAAUGAACUGGAAAGUGCCGCCGCCAUCCGUGCGUCUGGACUUGAGCGCUCGCAGAUCUUCUAUACUAGCAAGGUGCCCUCCAAAUCCAUGGGAUACGAAAAGGCAAAGAAGGCCAUUGAGGAAAGCAUCGCUGCGGCAAACCUUGGCUACAUUGACCUUCUAUUGAUUCACGCACCCUAUGGCGGUAAGGAGGACCGCCUUGGCACAUGGCGCGCACUCGUGGAGGCCCAAAAGGCAGGUCAUGUCCGCUCGCUAGGUGUGUCCAACUUUGCUAUCCAGCACCUCGAGGAGUUGGAAGAGUACAUCAAGAGCGGAGCGGGCGGACAAAUCACUGUCGGUCAGUACGAGAUCCACCCGUGGUGCCCACGCGAUGAUAUCGCGGAAUGGCUGCAGAAGCGCAACAUCGUUGUCGAGGCAUACUCUCCCCUCGUGCAAGCGACCCGCAUGAAGGAGCCUGUUCUGCAGAACCUAGCUAAGAAGCACGGUAAGACCGAGGCUCAGAUUUUGGUCCGCUGGAGUUUGCAGAAGGGAUAUGUGCCCCUGCCUAAGUCGGUGACCGAGUCUCGCAUUCUAGAGAACUCGCAGGUCUUCGACUUCACACUGUCGGAUGAGGACAUGGCCAGCCUGAAGCUCAACACGUACGAGCCCGUCUGCUGGGAUCCCGUCCGUGACUGCAAGAUCUAA